AUGUCGGAACGGAACAUUAACCGUACGUAUUGGUCUGAUGAGUGGUUUUUGCUUCCUGAAUCUAUCAAACCCAAGGAAUUGAAGUCUUUUCUAACCGACAGUGAUAAAAUAGGAUCCUUUUCCUUCAUGUGGUUCACAGUAUUCAUAAUAUCAUUGCUUGCAUACAUGAUUUUCUCCUUUGUCUAUGAAUACUCAUACGCAAUGAAAAAGAGGAUCCAAAGAAGACAUGAAGAAGCAUUGAUUUCUCAAAAGCCUAUAUGGAUUUCUAUCUGUGAUUAUCAUACAAAACUAUCACCUGCUGCACAGGAUGCCUACCUCGAAUAUUCUCAGAGAAUGUUCGAACAGCUAAGGGGGCGCUUAGAAGUGGAAAAGGCACAGUCCACCGCCAUUCAAAACGCCAAGACCAAAGCUGAAGAAGAAUUGAAUGGCCUAAAGCGCCUAACGGCAUGGGCUUGUAAGCGUGCACAUUUCUCCAAAUGGAAGUUCAAAGAGCAAAGGCAUAUCAUACUGGAGGAUAUGGUAUGA
This is a messenger RNA of Eremothecium cymbalariae DBVPG#7215, 525 nucleotides long. RefSeq lists its product as uncharacterized. The coding region runs from base 1 to 525 and encodes 174 amino acids. The transcript has a single exon. The record is from RefSeq and is a predicted model, not a curated record. NCBI's taxonomy places the organism in Eukaryota, Fungi, Ascomycota, Saccharomycetes, Saccharomycetales, Saccharomycetaceae.